This is a messenger RNA of Gossypium raimondii (Peruvian cotton), 862 nucleotides long. Its product is annotated as peptide methionine sulfoxide reductase. The record is from RefSeq and is a predicted model, not a curated record. Lineage: Eukaryota; Viridiplantae; Streptophyta; Magnoliopsida; Malvales; Malvaceae. The transcript is spliced from 2 exons. The coding region runs from base 134 to 712 and encodes 192 amino acids. Gene Ontology annotation, molecular function: peptide-methionine (S)-S-oxide reductase activity.
GCCUUGAAUUUGGCUGGAAAAACGUGAUAGGUUCAUCAUCAGAAAAGUCAAACAAAAAAACUCCCUUUAUAAAUACAAAAUGAACGUUACUUUGCUUGCUAUAUUUGCAGAAAAAUAGCUUCAAAACUAAAAAAUGGCCACUACCGUCGACACCAACAACCCGGCUUUCGACGCGGAUGAGGACUGCCCAAUUAACCCAUCUCACGAAUUAGCCCAGUUUGGAGCCGGUUGUUUCUGGGGAGUAGAAUUAGCGUUUCAACGAGUUGAAGGUGUAAUCGAAACAACGGUUGGCUACUCCCAAGGUCAUGUUCAUGACCCGAAUUACAAACUGGUAUGCACUGGUUCAACAAACCACGUCGAGGUGGUUCGGGUCCAAUUCGACCCUCAAAUCUGUCCUUACGUUAAUCUCCUCUCUCUUUUCUGGUCCCGCCAUGAUCCCACCACUCUCAAUCGUCAGGGUGGAGACGUGGGAGCACAAUAUAGAUCAGGGAUAUACUACUAUAACGAAAACCAAGCUCGUCUUGCAAGAGAGUCAAUGGAAGCUAAGCAAUUAGAGUUAAAAGAUAAGAAAAUUGUAACUGAGAUUCUUCCGGCGAAACGUUUUUAUAAGGCGGAAGAGUACCAUCAGCAAUAUUUGGAAAAAGGUGGAGGUUUAGGGGAUAAACAGUCUGCUGAAAAAGGUUGCACUGACCCCAUUAGGUGCUAUGGCUGAAGAAAGCCCUUUUGAAUAUGUUUUUUUAGUAUCAUGAUGGCACUUAAGCUUCUUGUCUGGUAAUAAACAAGUUAUCAUGUUUUCCUUUUGUUGUGUUCUGAAGACAUAUAUAUAUAUCAAUGGAGUCUGGGUUUGUUGGUUUCUUUUUAA